AUGGGUGCCAGCCGGAGAAAGAGCGAGGAACCGAAGGCCACGAUGGAUCACGUGUUGUUAGCGUCAGGUGAAAGCGCGCAUCAGAGAGAGGCACGGAUUCGCACCCUCUUCGGGUUCUUUGACGCGCAUGGGCGCGGCUACUUGGACCACGCGCUGAUCGAGAGGGGGCUUGCGGCGCUGGGAAUGCCCUCGGAGAGCGACUAUUCGCAGGACUUGCUAGGCGCGUGGGACGCCGACAAGGACGGGCGAGUGGAGUACGGAGAGUUCAAGAUGUACAUGGAGAAGAAAGAGGUGGAACUGUAUCGGAUAUUUCAGGCCAUCGAUGUGGAGCACAGUGGGUGUAUUUCGCCCGAGGAGCUCUGGCACGCGCUUGUGAGAGCAGGGAUUCAGAUAGAUGAUGUGGAACUUGCCCGAUUUGUUGAGCGCGUUGACAAGGAUCAUAAUGGGGUUAUAACAUUUGGAGAAUGGAGGGAUUUUCUGCUGCUUUACCCUCAUGAGGCAACAAUUGAGAACAUUUAUCAUUACUUGGAGCGUGUAUGCCUAGUUGAUAUUGGGGAACAAACUGUUAUUCCAGCAGGCAUUAGCAAGCACAUCCAUGCAAGUAGCUAUCUAAUUGCAGGAGGUGUAGCAGGUGCUGCAUCACGUACAACAACUGCACCCCUUGAUCGUUUGAAGGUUGUGUUGCAAGUGCAAACAACACGAGCUCAUAUAAUGCCUGCAGUAAAAUAUAUAUGGAAAGAAGGUGGUUUCUUAGGAUUUUUUCGAGGCAAUGGCAUAAAUGUUCUUAAGGUGGCCCCUGAGAGUGCUAUUAGAUUUUACACCUAUGAGAUGCUAAAGACCUUCAUUGUGAAUGCUAAAGGAGAAGGGACAAAGGCCGAUGUUGGUACUAUGGGACGACUUCUAGCUGGUGGUAUGGCUGGUGCUGUAGCUCAAACUGCAAUAUAUCCUCUGGAUCUUGUUAAAACACGAAUACAAACUCAUGCUUGUGAAGGUGGAAAAUUUCCCAGUCUUGGAACCCUCUCAAAAGAUAUAUGGGUUAAGGAAGGACCCCGUGCAUUAUAUAAGGGUUUGAUUCCUUCUAUUCUGGGAAUUAUCCCAUAUGCUGGCAUAGAUCUUGCUGCAUAUGAAUCAUUGAAAGACAUGUCCAAGAAAUAUAUUCUUCAUGAUGAAGAAGCUGGUCCUCUUGUACAAUUAGGAUGUGGGACGGUAUCAGGUGCCCUUGGAGCAACCUGUGUUUACCCAUUGCAGGUUGUUAGAACAAGAAUGCAAGCUCAACGGGCUUAUAUGGGGAUGGCAGAUGUAUUCAAGAGAACUUUUAAACAUGAAGGGUUAAGGGGAUUCUACAAAGGCUUAUUUCCUAACCUGCUCAAAGUUGUUCCAUCUGCUAGUAUCACUUAUUUGGUGUAUGAGAAUAUGAAAAAAGGCUUGGAUUUGGAGUGA
This is a messenger RNA of Sphenostylis stenocarpa, 1440 nucleotides long. The record is from the annotation of a GenBank genome assembly. Lineage: Eukaryota; Viridiplantae; Streptophyta; Magnoliopsida; Fabales; Fabaceae.